GAAAGUUGUAGAAGGUAUGCCCAAACUCCCCUCCUCUACCCCUUAUUUCCGCUGUCCGUUCUGCGAAAAGAGCAAGAUGACCAAAUAUCAUGGCACUCGUAGAAAAGAACCAAAAGAACGAUUCAUCCCAGGCCAAUCCUUCCACAUGGAUCUUUCCUUUGUCAGUGGCCCCCCGAACAUCACUGCUAUCCUAAAAUCCAAUGCCAAGCCACUCCCGACACUCAAGAAAAGCCGUCAGGGUUUCAUCGGCUUCCUCACGAUAAUUGAUGCAGCCACACGGGCUCUGUGGACUAUACCAAUCAAGUCCAAGGAGCCACCAGUUGCUAUCAUCGACACAUUCCUCAAGAAACAUGGCAUUCGAAAAACAGACCCUCGUAAGGCCGUCACAACAACAAGAKGGGGAUACCUCACAAGAUCACGCUCCUUUGCCAACACCUUACAAAACAACACCUACCCAGUCACACCACAACCUGAGGACUACUUCCUGGAUCUUCUCCCAGACCACCUUGACUGCACCAUCAUGACGGACGGAGGUGGAGAACUUUCCAACUCCUCUAAAUUCACCAACACCGCACACAAGCAUGGAUACGACGUCCUCAGGACUGCGGCAGAUGCCUCAUCCCAAAACGGACUAGCGGAACGGCCACACAGGACCCUGAAGGAACGCAUACGUUGCUUGCUGUAUGCCGAUGGCCUUGGUACUGAAUACUGGACCAAUGCACUUCUCCAUGCCACCUGGCUGUACAACAGGACAUACCACAGUGCGAUAGGCACCACUCCCCUUCAACAAUAUACCGGACGAAUUCCCCUUGUGGACAACCUUAUCACUUUCGGUGCGAAAAUCACUGCAAAGCGUCCUGGCACACGCCCUACCACAACCCAACCGUGGGCAUAUGAUGGUAUAUUCCUUGGCUAUGGCAAAACCACUGAUAACAUCAAAUACCAUGAUAUACACACGGGUACAGACAAGAUUGCAAGACAUGACUCUAAAGAUGACCUUCAAUAUGGAGAUGAACCAUCCAAUAGAUCCCCUGCUAGUGCUCACCUCCUUGAAACAUUCACUGAAGGCAAAAGCAACGAUCACACGACUAACCGUGGUCCGGAGCCAGUCAAACUGGAUAUAAAAGACCCCCGACAGCUUAAUCCGCAGACACUGGUAAAUGAAAUAAUCAAUGACUCUCCUACGAGUUAUGCAGCGGCCGCCGCAGCAAAGAUUACCGCUCAAAUACACCGAACAAAAUUUGAACGGCCCGAUAUUGCUGCCCUGAUCCCUGAACUCGAGUCCCUGGACAUCUCCACUAAUAUGUUUCUCAAAGAAACAACACACACGCUUCCCCUUCAAAACCCUAGCAGCAUUCACCCCACCAUGGGAUUCAUUGUUGAAUCUCACCCUGAUAUCUCACAGGCAAUGGAACUCAUUGCUAUUCAGGUUGGAUCCAUAGCACACUCACGAAUACGGUCAUGGAAACGACGUCUCCGUGGCACAAUACUCACAAAAGUGGAUGAACGACUUAUAACAACAAGACAGGACAUCGUGAAUGCUGUCAAUCAAGCCAAAAAUUUGCAUAAGAAAACCAUUACAUUUACAUUCGGAUCCCUUGUGGGCUUUGCAAUGAAUGGAGAGGGUGUCCCAACACUUCAAGCUGAUCAGCUUAAUGUGAUUGCACACCAUCUACAUGCAAUUAACUACAAUCAAGAUCUUUGGCAGAACAAAUCUGACUGGCCCUCCCCAAUCGACUCUCCAGAGGUCCUCCACGAUCAAAUGCAAAUUGCUAAGCUCACACAAACAAAACUUCAAUCCACGGACAAAUGGAAUGGAUUCCUUCGUUCUGAAUGGAAACAACUCAACCGAUACCAUAAAGUAGGCAUGUUUGGUGAUCCAGUUAAAGAAACACCAGAUAUGACAGUUCUCCCCUGGGUCUGGACAUAUCUUGAGAAAGAAAACCCCCUCACAGGCAUUGAUGAACCCAAAUCCCGGGGCACAUGCAACGGAGGCAAGAGAUAUGGGAAAGCGGUUACCCUAGCUGAAACCUACGCAUCCUGCGUAGAACAGCCCAUUCACAGACUCACAUGGGCCAUAGCCGCAGCCCUCAACCUCAUCUGUGUUGGCUACGAUGUGGGUAAUGCUUUUGCGGAAGCUCCUCCUCCAAAGAGCCCAUUCUAUAUGCGUGUAGAUGCUCCAUUCCAACAAUGGUGGACUGAAUGUCUCAACAGGGAUCCUAUCGAAGUCGACCAAGUUAUCCCUAUUAUGAAAGCUCUCCAAGGCCACCCAGAGGCCCCCAGACUGUGGGAUAAAUAUAUCUCAAAACUCUUAAUCACACAGCUGGGAUUUAAACCAACAACACACAAACCAUGCCUCUAUUAUAAACAUGACCCAACAGAUGGCCUUAUUCUAAUCCUUCGCCAAGUGGAUGACUUCCUCAUUGCCAACACGAAUGCAUCAGUAUGCGAUAAGAUCAGAGACCUCAUCCAAGCCCGCAUGACAAACCCCCUCAAUAUCCUUGGUACCAUUCGGAAAUUCAAUGGCAUUCAUGUCAACCAGACACGACAAUACAACCAUCUUCACUGCUCACGAUACAUUGAAAAGAUAUGCGAGCACCACGAAUGGACCGUCGGCCGCACUCGGAAACGGCCAACACCAAUGAAAGAGGCCUCUAUAUACCAAAAACAGAUCCAACUUGCACGUGGCCCAACAGACCCCCUUGAAGCCAUCCGUUUAGAACAGUCGAUGGGCUUCAGUUAUAGACAGUGUAUUGGAGAACUCAUAUAUGCCCUAACCAUAUGCUGUAUUGAUAUCUCUAUUGCAGUGAUCACCUUAAGCCAACACUCACACAAUCCAGCUAAGAUUCACUAUAAUGCAAUCCGCACUCUUUUCCAAUAUCUCUUAGCCACCAAAACAGAGGGGCUCACCUACUGGUGACCACGCCAAUGAAUGGACCUCCCAGAUACUCCACACCCCAAUCCGCCAGUCACCAACCCAGAUACAUUAGCUAAAUUCCGGACUACCACACUCCCCCUGCAAGUUACAGGCGCCUGCGAUACAACCUGGGCCUCAGACAGACUGGAAAGACGAUCUAUGGGAGGAAUCAUUAUGAUGCUAGCUGGAGCUGCAGUAUACUACAGAACACGCCUACAACCCACCAUUGCCCAAAGCUCCACAGAAGCUGAAUUCACUAACAUGGCCGAUGCUGGCAAGGCAGCUCUAUAUCUCAGAUGGAUACUGGAAGAACUACUCAUUAACCAACCCCUCCCCACACCAAUACUGGCCGAUAACCACGGUGCAAUUAGGAUGGCCAAUGCACAACAACCAACUCACCGCACAAGACACGUAGAAAUGAAGCACUUUGUUAUAUUACAAUGGACUGAUGAUGAAUUCAUAGAUUUCAUCAAAUGCAAAUCCGAUGAAAACUACAGCGACUCACUGAGCAAACCCACGGGCAGGACAAAAUUCUAUGAACAUACUGAUAUCUUCAUGGGACGCCUCCGCCCACCGUAUGUCAAUGAUGCGGAAUCUUCGUUACUCACCACACAACAAUCAUCUUUUGCUACCGAUAACACACACUUCACACCACACAAAGUACACAAAACAUCAUGCGCCACCAGUACUGCAGACCAGGUGCCCCGCGAAACUUGGACUGCAGCACAGACCCUCUCAAUGMACCAAUCAUUUUGCUCCACUUGCAAUCUAAAUCCUCUCAUUGAUCUCCUAGAUAACAGUGACUUUGACUCACUCGAGUCUUUAGAUUCUGCAAGUGCGGGGUGGUGUGAGGAUAAAUACGUGGAACAACCACAAUCACGAGUAGCUAGUGAAUAACCUCACUCUUUAUUGUAAACACCCGUUUAUUGUACAAUAAGGAGCAUUCAAUCAUUUCACAACACUAAGGAGCCUAUCAACAUUUCACAGGUUAUGAAAGCGAACAAAAUGGGCACCAAUUCUAUGAUACAGUACGUACGUUGGAACAUCCUGUUUUCUUUCUCCCUCUAAUAGAACCCACAGUAGCUACAUACCUAACGUACCUCAUAAAGGUACUUGUACUUACACUACGGCACACGGCACAGAGGUGACAGUUACGUCAUCAAAACGCCAAUCAUCUCCUCACAGUCUUCAUUUCCCAGCAGUGCUUUUCGAACUUAGAUUCUGUCAAGAGCUUUUUGGCUUUUUGUUCGUCGAAAAUCGAGCCCCAAGGCACAACAACAGCAUUCUCAAUCGCUGUCACCCAGGCAUCAUCCAACCAUUCUGCUCUUCAAAACCUCCCUGAUUGUACCGCUCCUCGCCGCUGUCUUCUUCGCCAUGUCCCUCAACCCAACGCCCGCCGAUGCAGCUGCCAAGCGAGACGCCUUCGCCGCAACGCACACAACAACAACAGGAGAAGCAAAGGAGGGCGACGAUUCGUACGGCGCGUCCCACACGUCUUUUUACACGACGGAAGAAAAAAAAGAUUCGUACUCUACUCUUUCCAAAACUUUGGAAACAAAGUGCAGCGACAAAUUGGUGCGGCAGGUGAUCUUGGAUAUGAUGGGCGUCUGUGCGGAUAUUACAGAUGCGCUCCGUGUGAAUUUGGUGACAGUAGAAGGAAGUGCCAACACGUUUGGAGAUUCUCAAUUGAGCGUUGAUGUACGUAAAAAAAACUAAAAUGUAAUGCAAUGCAUUUUUCUUGGUGAAGGUGCUGGUUUGGCUGAAACAUUGCGUUGGUGGUGCGAAGAAGAGACAUGCUUUCAGAACCAACGAUCUUCAGACGUUGUUACAAAACUUUUAUUGCCAAAGACGACAGGACACGACACGAUACGACCAAUUCUAACACUUUCCAAUUUCCCAAAUAUGUUUAAUUGUUUCUCACGAAUUAUUUUGUCGUGAAAUAUUGGAUAUGGCACACAAUUCUGUAUCUUCUAAUUCCGAACGGCCCGGCAGGUUAUAUCGGACAAGCUGAUGUGGGAUGCCUGCAAGAAAUCGUCUGUCAUCAGGGAAGGGGCGUCGGAGGAGGAUCCCAUCGUCCACAACGUCGAUAUUGAGGGCGAGAGUGGGGGGGAGUUUACGGUGUGCUGGGAUCCGCUGGACGGAUCUUCGAUCAUCGACAACAAUUGGGCGGUCGGAACGAUGAUAGGGAUCUGGCCAAAGAAAACCGGACUGAUCGGAGCCACCGGGCGGGACCAGGUUACCUCAUUGAUUGCUCUGUACGGUCCCCGAACGACCGUGCUGGUGGCACUGGACGAUGGCGUAUACGAGUUUACCUACGGCGCUGACGUCCCCGAUGAGGCCACCACCGAUGGAGGAGACCCGACCUGGAUCUGCACCCGAUCGCGGAUUCGGCUGAAGGACGACUCGAAAAUUUUUUCGCCUGCAAACCUCCGGAGCGCCCAGGACCUACCGGGAUACGCCAGGCUUGUCAAUCACUUCAUGACAAACCGCUAUACCCUCCGGUACACGGGUGGGCUCGUCCCCGACGUCUAUCAGCAAUUCACCAAGAACAUGGGGGUCUUUUGCAACCCCACGUCGGAAAAAAGCCCCGCCAAGCUUCGGCUGGCCUUCGAAGCAGCUCCGUUCGGACUGAUUGUCGAAAAGGCGGGGGGACUAACGUCAGACGGCGUCACCGGUGGUUCCAUCCUGGACGUAAAGAUCACCGCCGUGGACCAGCGAACCGCCCUCUGUUGCGGAUCGAAGAACGAAGUAUUGAGGUGAGUGAAUUUUUUGCUGUUGCGCAUGGGUUUUGGUUUGACUGGACGUCGUUUCUUCUGCCAAAAUCGUUUUGGGAUUGUGUUUGCCGCCCACUGACUCAGAACUUUUACAUCGUCGGCUACUGUACUUGUACAAUGCGUAUUUCGUACAAUGUGAUUCGAAUCUUUCCUGUGCAUUAUUGAUCGGCUUGGGCUGAAUCAGGUUUAACGAGUUCCUGGAGCUAUCAAAAUAGGUUAAGAGCAUAUACGAUAGCGACAUGAGAAGUUCGACACUCUCAAAGUGUAUUAUGCCAUAAUAUUAGAUUUUGUUCACGGUGCCACGUACUGUAGAAAUAGGAUAUAAUCCAGCUGAUAAUACUUUCGAAUACAAUCAUUAGCAUGUG
Messenger RNA from Pseudo-nitzschia multistriata, 6056 nucleotides. Lineage: Eukaryota; Bacillariophyta; Bacillariophyceae; Bacillariales; Bacillariaceae. The record is from the annotation of a GenBank genome assembly.